Molecule: messenger RNA, 896 nt
Organism: Suillus plorans
Lineage: Eukaryota; Fungi; Basidiomycota; Agaricomycetes; Boletales; Suillaceae
Exons: 2
Coding region: 223-648 (141 amino acids)
Source: RefSeq, a predicted model, not a curated record
CAUCAUUACAGUCCACGUCCAUCUCCUACGAGAUUCUGGCGAUUCCCUCUUCACGCUGUUUCUUUCACCAUUGACUCGACAGUCACUCUGCACUUUGUUCAAUCGACACCACCCUUGCCUCAAAUACAACCCCUCCCUCUCGUCGAAGCUCCACAUUCAGACGUUUACUGCAAUGGUCCGCUCCUGUAACCUCUGCCAUUCUGCAGCCUCAAGCCGCACUACAUGUCCUUGGCCAAAAUAUGGUCCUGUCACCUUCAAGGCGUCCCUACACUAUGGACCUGCCAACCUAUCCAUGCAGUGCCACCUAUAAUGGAUAUUCCUUUUCCGCAGGGUUCAGUUUCUUAUCUCUCGGCGGUGAGUGAAUCCGGUAGCAGUUACAGCUUCCUCAAUAUUUCGUUCGUCAAUCAUCCUUCGCCGAACGAGAAUACAAUUGGUUGCAUUCUUGCCUUAUUCUUUCUUAUCCUCGCAAGUCGCUGCAGGCAAGAUCAUCCUCCCCCCAUGGCACUGUCAGCUCAAUUGGAGCAGUUGUAUGUAAUCAUCCGUCUUUUCUUUUCGCGCCGUUUUCAGCGAUAUAGACAUUUUUUUUGCCUUUGUUAUUACCUCACAAAAUAUACUCAAUUCUACAUUUUGCCUUUGCGUGCUAACUGAGUAGUACGAUACAAGUCCAGGAGCAACAAUCACUCUGAGGCUCGCACGUCCCUUUCAACGUUGGCAGACCACUUUCGCCGCAAACUGUUCAUGCCAUUCUCUACAUUAGCACAGAUUCUUCUGCUAAUCCUGGUCGGUGAUCUCCAUUGCCGGCGCUUGUGCGAUCACACCAGCGUCUAUCGUGCCGAACAUCCACCGACAAUAUGGAAAUACACGUGCAGCGUGACCUGAACCCUAGGCCUCAAUCU